AUGAACCGAAUGUUGGUGAUAUUUGUCCUCGGACUGAGCAUCUGUAGUGUUCAGUCCUUCUUCCUUCAUCGUAGACCUCGCCCCUGGGCACCCAACCUGCCAUUUGGGCACACGACUCUGGUUCAUGACUGGGUCCAGCUAGAAUACGACUGGCCCUCUGAGGCUGAGAAACAGAGAGCAAUAGCCAGCGGCAGAUACAUCCCAGAGAACAAUGUCUUCACUGGUAUAAAAGUCUACAAGGGUCGUAUUUUCGUCACCGUGCCGAGAUGGAGGCUCGGCGUCCCGGCAACGUUGAGCGAGGUGAUUGUCAAAAAUGGCCGCCCGGUUCUUAAACCUUUCCCCAGCUGGGAGAUGCAGAAUCUAAACAACUGUGCCGCCUUCCAGUAUGUGAUGAGUAUGGAAGUGGAUCCGAAGACGGGACUGAUGUACAUGGUGGACACUGGCCGCAUCAACACGUUUGCGCCACCGGGCACUGAGACACUGAACCUCUGCCCUCACCAGAUCUUCAUCUACGACCUUGAGCGGGACUGCUUCGUCCAGAACCACACCUUUCCCGAAUCCGUGGCCCGGGCCACGAGCACUUUCCUUAACGACGUUGUCAUUGACGACCAAGGAUAUGUGUUUGUCUCCGACGCUGGGGGCAAUGGCGGACUCGUGGUGUACGAUUCCAGAAGAGACCGUUCUCAUCGUCACGAGCAUCCCUCCAUGGACGUAGACACGGACCCGGCAGCCAGAACCUUCCCAACAAACACUGGUUACAGCAACGAGACCUAUUUCUUUGACGUUCCUAUGGAUGGAAUCGCUAUGUCUUCAGAUUACAACUUCCUGUACUACUGCGUGCUCACAGGCUUCGACCUGUUCCAGCUGCCCACCAGCCUGGCCCGAGAUCCAAACGCUGACAUCGGCAACGCCGUGCGAAGCGUUGGCAGGAAGUUGGGUCAGAGUGGAGGAAUCACACACGGUGAGAACAACUUGUACUAUGGUGUCCUUCCCAGAAACGCCGUGUAUUACUGGCCGAAAACUGAUGACCAGCGACGCCAAGGUAGACCUGAGCACAGCGUUAGGAUGAAAACACAACUGGAACUAGUUCAGGACACCGAAACGCUUCAGUUCCAGGACACGUUUGGCUGGGACGACAGUGGCUUCCUCUGGCUGACCACAAACCGACUUCUUACCUUCCUGGACAUGGAGGGCGGUGGUCUUGACUUUACAGGAAGGCGGGGCCCUAACUACCGAAUCUACCGCUUUUACGUGGGCGAACAGUCGUAUCUAAAACGUGGAGUUCCACUCCGGGAGCCCAGAGAAUAUAAAUGUAGCUUUAGAGUGAUCCGCAGAAAAGCCAGACUGGCUUGCAAAAACGAAAGCAUCUUAAGAAACAUCCAAUGUUUCUUCAGAGCUAAGAGAGAUCCAGCUAUAGUCUACAGCUGCUAA
Liolophura sinensis is the source of this 1431-nucleotide messenger RNA. Its product is annotated as protein yellow-like. Lineage: Eukaryota; Metazoa; Mollusca; Polyplacophora; Chitonida; Chitonidae. Bases 1 to 1431 code for a protein of 476 amino acids. The transcript has a single exon. The record is from RefSeq and is a predicted model, not a curated record.